Messenger RNA from Vidua macroura (Pin-tailed whydah), 2133 nucleotides. RefSeq names its product SEC14 like lipid binding 5 (gene SEC14L5). The record is from RefSeq and is a predicted model, not a curated record. Lineage: Eukaryota; Metazoa; Chordata; Aves; Passeriformes; Viduidae. The transcript has 15 exons. Gene Ontology annotation, cellular component: cytoplasm. Bases 10 to 2133 code for a protein of 707 amino acids.
GUGGUAAAAAUGGUGCAGAAAUACCAGUCCCCAGUUCGAGUCUACAAAUACCCUUUUGAGCUCGUCAUGGCAGCCUAUGAGAAACGCUUUCCUACAUGCCCAGAGAUCCCAGUCUUCCUGGGGAGUGAAAUCCUGCACGAAUCCAGGAGUGAGGACGGAGCCAUCCAUGUCAUUGAGCGAAGCUGCAAGCUGAACGUGGAUGCUCCCAGGCUGCUGAAGAAGAUUGCAGGGGUGGAGUAUGUCUUCUUCAUCCAGAAGAACACAGUGAACUGGAGAGAGAGAACGCUCCGCAUCGAAGCCCACAACGAGACCUUUGCCAACCGGGUGGUGGUCAGGGAGACCUGCAGCUACUCAGUUCACCCUGAGAACGAGGAGUGGACCUGCUUUGAGCAGUCAGCCUCUCUCGACAUCAAAUCCUUCUUUGGCUUUGAAAGCACCGUGGAAAAAAUUGCCAUGAAGCAGUACACCUCCAACAUCAAACGGGGCAAGGAGGUGAUCGAGCACUACCUGAAGGAGCUGAUCUCCCAAGGGAUCACGUUCAUCCCGCGCUGGAGCCCUCCCGCGGCGAAGGAAGAGCGAGCCCCGGCGGUGGGGCGGGCCCCCGGUGACAUCCUGCUGGAUUCUGGGGCUGCUGGCACCAGCAGGGAGCCGGCUGCCAGCCCCUGCCCGCCCCCAGAGCCUGCCAGCCCUGACGCUGACAAACUGGAUGCUGAUUACAUCGAGCGCUACCUGGGCCAGCUCACCCCGAUGCAGGAGAGCUGCCUGAUCCGCCUGCGCCAGUGGCUCCAGGAGACCCACAAGGGAAAGAUCCCCAAGGAUGAGCACAUCCUGCGGUUCCUGCGCGCCCGCGACUUCAACAUCGACAAAGCGCGGGAGAUGCUGUGCCAGUCGCUGGCCUGGCGCAAGCAGUACCAGGUGGAUUUCAUCCUGCAGUCCUGGAGACCCCCAGCCCUGCUGCAGGAGUACUACACUGGGGGGUGGCACUACCAGGACAAAGAUGGGCGGCCGCUCUACAUCCUCCGCCUCGGCCAGAUGGACACCAAGGGUUUGGUGAAGGCCCUGGGAGAGGAAUCCCUGCUGCGACAUGUUCUGUCCAUUAAUGAGGAAGGACAGAAGAGAUGUGAGGAAAACACCAACAUCUUUGGCCGCCCCAUCACAUCCUGGACCUGCCUGGUGGACUUGGAAGGGCUCAAUAUGAGGCAUCUCUGGCGGCCUGGGGUGAAGGCCCUGCUCAGGAUCAUUGAGGUGGUGGAGGACAACUACCCUGAGACCCUGGGGAGGCUCCUGAUUGUGAGAGCACCACGGGUCUUCCCUGUGCUCUGGACCCUGGUCAGUCCCUUUAUCAAUGAGAACACACGGCAGAAGUUCCUCAUCUACAGUGGCAAUAACUACCAGGGCUCAGGAGGGCUGGUGGACUAUGUGGACAAGGAUGUGAUCCCAGACUUCCUGGGAGGAGACUGCAUGUGCACUGUCUCAGAAGGAGGACUCGUCCCCAAGUCCCUGUACCAGUCUGAGGACGAACCGGAGAACUCGGAUCACAUCCGGCUGUGGACAGAAACCAUCUACCACUCUGCAAGUGUCCUCAAAGGAGCCCCACACGAGAUACUUGUGGAGAUCCUGGAAGGGGAAUCUGUCAUCACCUGGGAUUUCGACAUCCUGAAGGGAGAUGUGGUGUUCAGCCUCUUCCACUCCAAACGAGCUCCUGAGCCAAGUCACAAAGAAGCCACAUCACCAAGUCCCUCUGGUGCAGGGGACAAUGUGCAGCUCAUUGACAAGACCUGGGUGCUGGGGGUGGAUUACAGCCGGGUGGAAUCUCCCCUGGUCUGCAGGGAAGGAGAGAGCAUCCAGGGGUCCCAUGUCACGCGCUGGCCUGGCUUUUACAUCCUGCAGUGGAGGAUGCACGGGCCCCUGCCCUGCUCCAGCUCCAGCCUCCCCCGCGUGGACGAUGUCCUGGCCUCCCUGCAGGGCUCCGGCCACAAGUGCAAGCUCAUCUACUACUAUGAGGUGCUGGCCUCCAAGGACUUCAGGGGAUCCAUGUCGAGCCUGGAAUCUUGCAACAGUGGCUUUUCCCAGCUGAGUGGAGUCACCACAUCUUCCAGCCAGUCCCAGAGCAGCUCCCACCUCUCCAGAUAG